This is a messenger RNA of Tetranychus urticae (two-spotted spider mite), 1310 nucleotides long. The record is from RefSeq and is a predicted model, not a curated record. Lineage: Eukaryota; Metazoa; Arthropoda; Arachnida; Trombidiformes; Tetranychidae.
GAAAUUGUAUUUGCCGCUUUUUUGUUAGGUGCUAAUACCAACCAAUCAGCUGAUAAUGUUUUCAUAGUGUGUACUUGUGUACUAGUGUAUUUGUAUAACUAGCUGGUAAACAUUAAAAAAUCUUCCCUUAACUAUGCCAAUUAUUGAAUAAUAUAUAUUAUCAUAGUAUUGCUAAGUACCUUCUUACUCAGGCCAUAUUACACUUAAAAUAAAUAUAAUAAUCUCUUCCAUCAGUAAUACUUUUUGUUGUUUUGUGUUUUCAACUUCUUUUCAUUUUGCUUGCCAUGAUGAAUCUUAAUGGAGCUAAAAUGAUGGACAGAACUUUUUCAUUGAAUGUUGAUGAUGUUUUCAAAAUGAUUUUCUCUGAUAGUCCAUUUUUCCAAUCGCUCUUGGCCAAAAGAAACACUUAUAAUAUUACCGUUGGUGAAUGGACUGAUAUAGAUACAAACAAUGUUUCAGAUUAUCUUAAAGAAUACAAGCAAUAUCGGAAUCUAUCGUAUACAAUGGAUGUGAACCAGUCAAUGGCUAAAACUGUAUCAACAGCCGAGGUUCAAUAUUUAUAUGCCAGUUCUACUCCUGGUCAAGCAUAUGUGAUAAAAUCAGAGGCAGCUAAUAUGGGAUUUCCGUUAUCAAGCAGUUUUCGAUUUGAUACUGUUUACUAUUUAAGCAGAGGAGAAACCGAAAACAAAUGUAAUUUACAAAUUUAUGGUAAAAUUGUGUCCAGAAAAAAUGGUUGUGGAAUUAAAUCAUUAAUUGAAGAUUCUACAAUUCAAGGAUUAAGUACUUAUGUCGAAGAUUUGACGCGAUCAUUAUUACAACUCACUGAACCUGAUCUUAAAAAUAUAAAUAUAUCCAAUUCAUCAAGUUUUUUAUCCAAAGAAUCUAUUCCCCCAAUUACUGAACCUAUUUUUGUAACUCGUGAUCGGAUAAUUGCUGGCGAAAAAUCUUUAAGUUUAAGGAUAAGAUCAUUGUCUACAUCAUCUUCAUCACUUUCACAUUUUGAGCUCUACUACGAGACAAAUAUGAAUUUAGAUGAGGCUAAACUUCUGACAAGUAAUGCAACUUUAGCAGAUAUUGAGAAGCGUCUUGCAUCUGGUCGCGGAUUUGAAACAUGCAUCAUCACACCGAGUGGAAUGGAGAAUCUUGUUGUAACUGCAGCUAAAUCUUACAAAAAAAUAGGAACUUAUACAUUUCCUGUGGGUACAACUCCAAUUCUCGGAGAAACAAUCGUGCGAGAAUUAGAUCCUGAUGAAAUUAUGUCAACUUUCGGUUCGUCUUAAUAAUAAAAUUCCAUUCUGAGUUAACAUUGA